AUGUCGGCUGGGUCAGACGCUGAGCCCGUCGUGGUGCGGGCCAAGACCCAGGACGUUCGGCGCGCCUGCAAGGUGGCGCUGAAGGCGGAGCGGCCGCCGCUCGAGGAGUGGCUCCCGCCCGGGUUCCGUGACAAGUGGUGCAUCCACCAGGCGGAUGGCCGCGUGGAGCCGCCUGACGCGACCAUACGAGAGAAGUUGAUGGGCUUCCCGGAGGGCCACACCGUGCCGUGCAUGACGAGCAGCCAGGCGAAGGCCGAGCCCGCCAAGUACGAGGCUCUUCGGCGGUCGCUCGUGGGCAACUCCUUCCAGUGCGAGGUCGUGGCCUGGAUCAUCAGCCACUGGGCCGUCGGAGCUGGGCUGCUGGUCUCGGUGCCCUCGCUGGGUGAGCUGCACGAGAGUGCGCGAGCCUGGGCUGGUGGCAGGAAGCUGUGGGCCGGCGAAGUGACGUCGCUGCGGUGCGGUCGCUCCGAGAUCGACGAGGGCCUGCACGCCAAGCUGGACCAGGCUGGCGGGCCCAUCUACGUGGGUCGUGGGUCUCGCCGCUGGGGGUUGGCCGCCUCGCGGUGGGGCAACCCUUUCACGAUCAGCCCCGAGCGGUCACGCGAGGACGCUGUUGCCCUGUUCGCUGGUUGGAUCCGCACGCAGCCCACCCUCCUGCAGAGCUUGGAGACGCUGCGCGGGGCCCUACUGGUCUGUCACUGUGGGCCCGACCAGGCGUGCCAUGCCGACAUCCUCUUGGCGGAGUUGGCGAAGCGUGACGUGGUGGAGUGGCGCGAGCUGGACGCGCCCAGACGCAUCGUCAUGGGGCUCGUCAUGGCGUGCCACAACAACGGAGCAGACAUCAGGACCGAUGGCGCCUCGGAGGCGCUCGGCAAGAUCUUCCCGCGGCAGGAGAUCGACUCAGGCAUUUGGCGGUGGCGCAAGGCAAGGCAGCUAGUGUGGGAUGCAGCAGAGCACAUCAACGUUCUUGAGUGCCAGGGCGCGCUGAUGAUGAUUCGAUGGCGGGCGCGGUCGGUGCGCCGCCACCAGUGCGUCUUCCUGCACCUGCUCGACAGCAUGGUCAACAUCGGUGCGCUGUCCAAGCACCGUUCCAGCAGUCCUCAGCUCAACAAGGUCGUGCGGACCUUCUCGGCGUGGGAGCUUGCGAUGGGCGCGCGGGCGGUAUUCGGCUUCACGUCGUCGGCUCGCAACCCCGCGGACGCCCCCUCGCGCCUCCGCGAUGGAGCUGGAAUGGGGAAGCUGAGGGACGCCAGGAUAAAGGCCUCGACACUGGCCCGCUACCGUGGCGCCGCUCAGCGUUUUGUUGACUACCUUGCUGCCAAUAACCUGCCGCUGCCUUUCACCUGGGACGAUAUUGAUAUCUGCCUGCAAGAUUAUCUUGAGCACUUGUGGGCCGAGGGCGCCACAAAAGGAGAAGCCAAUGACACCCUCAGCGGCGUGCAGCACCUGCUGAGGACACGACGCCGCUAUCCUGGCGCUUGGCAGCUGCUGACAGUCUGGGGCAGACUGGAGAUCCCUCAGCGCGCGCCGCCGAUGCCUGCCCAGGUCUGCACGGCGCUCGCCGGUUGGGCGCUCAGCCGCGGAGAGGUGGCCUUCGCGGCCGCGCUGCUCGUGGCCUUCCAUCUCUGUCUCCGCACUGGCGAGGCGUUGGGGCUGAGCGGCGGCGUCAUCUUUCUGAAGCCCUGUGGCCGAGGCGCGGUGUCGUUGCCCUGGACCAAGACCUCUUGCCAGAAGGGCGCGCGGGAGCAAGUCACGCUCGACGACCCGCUGGUUGGGGCAGUCGCCCAUGCGCAGCUCCAGCGUGACAGCCGGCUCUGGCCUGGCACGACGCGCGCCUUUCACGACUUGUUCCGUACUGGGCUCCAGCAGAUCGGUUGCAAGCACCUCGCCCUGUCUCCUUACAGCCUAAGGCGCGGAGGUGCCACGCAUGAGUUCCUGCUGUCGGGCGACUUGUCUAAGGUCAUGCUGCGUGGGCGCUGGAGCUCGGCAAGAACGGCAAAGAUAUACAUCCAAGACGGGGCUGCCAUCAUCGCAGAGAUGAAGCUCCAGGAUCGUACCCGUUCGACGCUCCAGCAGUUCUCCAAUGCACUUUUCGCUCGAGUCCGAGCGUUUUGCAGCCCGUGA
Messenger RNA from Prorocentrum cordatum, 2124 nucleotides. The record is from the annotation of a GenBank genome assembly. Lineage: Eukaryota; Dinophyceae; Prorocentrales; Prorocentraceae.